This is a messenger RNA of Notothenia coriiceps (black rockcod), 933 nucleotides long. Its product is annotated as protein lifeguard 1-like. Bases 23 to 403 code for a protein of 126 amino acids. The record is from RefSeq and is a predicted model, not a curated record. Gene Ontology annotation, biological process: negative regulation of apoptotic signaling pathway. Gene Ontology annotation, cellular component: Golgi apparatus; membrane; endoplasmic reticulum. The transcript has 3 exons. NCBI's taxonomy places the organism in Eukaryota, Metazoa, Chordata, Actinopteri, Perciformes, Nototheniidae.
UGUCACCCUGAGUUUGUCCUACAUGGUGGGAACCAUUGCCUCCUUCCACGACACCACCUCUGUGGUCAUCACUAUGGGAGUAACGCUGGCCGUCACUGUGGCAAUCAUCAUUUUCUCUGCACAGACUCGUUAUGAUUUCACUGUUUGCUACGGUGUUCUGCUGAUUCUGUCCGUGGACCUGAUCAUGUUCGGGAUCUUCUCGACCUUCUACUCCUCCUAUCUCGGUGACAUCGCCUAUGGAUGUUUUGGUGCUCUGCUGUAUUCAAUGUUCCUGAUGAUCGACUGUCAGCUGAUGAUGGGGGCGAUGAGCUACCGUCUGAAUCCAGAGGAAUACAUCAACGCUGCUCUCAACAUCUACCUGGACGUAAUGCUCAUCUUCCUCUACCUGCUAGGGAGGAGGUGAAACUGUAUACACAAAUACAUUUACCCACAAACACACCAAACUGUACCCACAUGUAGAAUUAUUGUAAUUACUACAUACAUACUGUAGAUCCUGUUUUAACUGACAAUGAAAGAAUGAUUGUUUUAAAAACUGUAUACACGAAAUACAAACACACCAAACUGUACCCACAUGUAGAAUGUACUUUAUUAUUGUGAUUACUUUGUAUAUACUGUAAAUCCUGUUUAAACUGACAAUGAAAGAAUGAUUAUUAUUGUUUACAUAAACAUGUUUUUUGUGUACAAUUGUAACAGAAAUUUGACUCAACAAUUAUCAAAACAGAUGAAAACGUUUACUUCCAAUUUGAGGCUUUCACUUGAAUUUAGGUAAUUAUUCAGUAGAAAUGCUCACGUCCAACUUGCCUAAAGAAACUUCCAGAUCGUUAUAAAAGUCAGACGAUGAUACUCCAAUAGAUCCACAGAAGGCCAUUUGUGUUUCAUGCGCAGCAGACAUUGCAAAAAAAACACAUUUGUAUAGAUGUGAGGAUGUACGUG